UAUAGCGGCGGCGGCGGCUGCGGGAUGGAGUUAAGCUCCCGGCUCCGUUAAAGACUGGCAUCGACUGCGGCGGCAGUCGAGAGAAGGAGGGAGCGGACCAUGAAGGGGGCUCUGGGUAGUCCAGUAGCAGCCGCCGCAGCCGCCGCCUCCGUGAUGCAGGAGAGUUUCGGCUGCGCGGUGGCCAACCGCUUCCACCAGCUACUGGACGACGAGUCGGACCCGUUCGACGUCCUGCACGAGGCCGAGCGGCAGCGGCAGCGGCAGCAGCAGCAGCAGCGCAAGAAGCGCGACGAGGCGGCGGGGGCUGCGGGAGGCGGUGGCGGGGCCGGGGGCCGGAGACCCGCCUCGGCCGGGGCUGCGGGCCUUAGAUUGAGUGGCGGCGGCGGCGGCGGGGGAGGCAGCGGCGGCAGCGGCCGGAGGGAGUCCCAGAAAGACCGCAAGAUCUUCUCCUCCCCCUUCUCCCAGCCCGACAGCUUUGGGGGAGGCCCGCAGCCGGCCGGUCAAAAGCGAGCUGCUAAAAGAGGGGAGCAGCAGGCAUGGAAUGAUAACCGAGGAGCAGAUGUAAAACUGGAUAAGACAGAACGAAGAACUUAUAGGGAAUAUCGACCCUAUGAAAUGGAGAGACAAGUGGAAUUUACAGUGGAGAAGUUUACAAUUGGAAAGCCAGUUGAAAGAUUUGAGCGGGAAAGACCAAUUAGAGGCCGUGGAGGCAUAAGAGGUGGAAUGCGAAGCAGAGGAAGAAGUGGUGGAAUGAACAGAACUUUUGAUGGGUUUGACCAAAGAGGGAAGAGAGAAUUUGAAAGACACAGUGGUGGAAAUGAUAAAAUUGAGUUGGAACAAACUGCUGCCAUGGAAGAGAGUGCAGAAAUAGAAGAGCACCAGGGAGUACCUGAAGGAGAAUCUUUGACUAAAGUUGCUGAAGUUGGGGAGCUAGAGGAAGAAUCUCAAGUUCAAGAAAUGACCUUAGAUGAAUGGAAAAACCUCCAAGAGCAAAAUCGACCAAAGCCUGAAUUCAACAUCCGAAAGCCUGAAUCCACUGUUCCUUCCAAAGCAGUGGUGAUUCACAAGUCAAAAUAUAGAGAUGAUAUGAUAAAGGAUGACUAUGAGGAUGACACCCAUGUUUUCAGAAAAGCAGCCAAUGACAUCACAUCCCAGUUGGAGAUUAAUUUUGGUAAUCUGCCUCGUCCUGGGCGAGGAAGCAGAGGUAGUACGCGAGGUCGAGGAAGAAUCAGGAGGAUGGAAGAAUCUGGACCCAAACCAGAAGUUGUGACACAAAUCAUCGCUCCAAACCCAGAUGACCCUGAAGACUUUCCUGCUUUAGCUUGAAAGAGCCCUCAUUCAACAGCAUCAUAAAGUAGCUUUGGCACAGCUAUGGGGGAAAAAAAAGACUUUCCUUCUAUGGGGAAGAGGGAUAGUCUCAAUUUAUGAAAACAAUAGAAGUUGCUUUUUCCCCCUUGUAGUGUGAACUUGUUGCACUUUUUGGUUUGGGAGUUUGAGGUAGGUGCAAUUCCAGAGGUUCCUUAGAGCAAGAGGUUCUAGAUUCAUUAAGAACUUUCUGCAAGGUGAGGGAUGAUGAUCAUUGUUAUACUCAAGGGAUUUCAAAUAAAGUUCAAGAAUGACGUUCGAGAUGUGUAUAUAGAGAAUGUAUUGAAAUUUUUCACAAAGCUAAAGAGUAAUAUAAGCUAUAAAUUAUAGUCCAUUGUUCAGGCUACAUCAAGCCCUGUAGACACUGGAGGUUGUUUUGCUUCAUUAUUAAAUUAUAUAUAACUUGGACAAAUUUAAGCAGUAACAGUUAUUUUCAGAGACCAAAAAAUUAAAAUACAAUUGAAUUAAUGGUUUUUCUUAUGUGUGUAUAAAUGUUAUGUAUCUCCUGAAUGUUUUUGUUUUCUUUCAUUUGCAAGGUAACUUUCAACUCUAUGCCCUAAAAGAGACUUUAAAUUUUUUAUUAUGCAAAUAUUGGUCACUACCUCAUGACAUGCCAUAUUUUUAAGGGGGUCAGAGAUUAUUGGGCAGGCAGGAGGGAAAAGACCAAAGCCAGGUAGGCAGUAGCUUUUUAACAGUGCCUUGAUCUUUGUGGUGUUUUCAAUGUUAGGUCUUACUAAGAAAAUAAGAAAAUUUACUUAGUGCACAGAUAAAAAUGUUUGCAUAGUCUCUAGUUUGAUGAAUUAUAUAUCAUCUGAUAUAGCCCAUCAAGCCUGCAAAAAAGGGGAGAAAGGAAAAGGAGAUGAUAAAGGGGAAAAUAGGUUGGUUGGUGGCAGUGACAAAAUUUAUCAUAGCCUUUGCUCCCUCUGUGUAUAGUUUUAUUUCUGCCUCAUAGAGUCCAAGAUCAAAAAAGCCACUUCAAGUUGCUGCUACAGAAGAUGGGAGAAACGUUCUUAUCUGCUGCUGUCUCCCUGCUUCCUUCAUCUUGCUCCCUUUCAUAAAAUUCAGCCAGAUUCAUUGGUGUCAUCGUCAAAACAAGGAAGAAUGUGAAACUACUUCACCCCACUCUAUUCUUCAACAUUAUAUAGGUUAAAAGAGAGUAGCAAACUUCUGUUUAAUAAACAAAAAAGCUGUGUGGAACCAUAUAAAAAUUUAGUUCCAAAUGUUUUUAAAUUACAUCUAGCUCACCUAUUUUUAGUCCCUUGGUAUUAAAUUCAUAUUUGAGCACUAGAGAUAUGUUAACAGAUUUGGUAUCAUUUCUUCCCUUUGGUAAACACAAUAAAACAAGACUGCUAAGCUGAAGUAAAAAGAAAUUAGUAAGAAUGAAUGUCAGGUUCAAUACUAUCCGUUAGUAUCUUGUGGGAAUAGUAUUUACAUUUGUUAAGUUGUCAUGUUAACUUAUUUCUCCUUGCUGUGUCUCAGAAGAAAUUGGCAAAGUAGAAAUAGUCUAUAAAAAACAUAUAAUAAUAAUAAUAAACAUAAUAGUAUAUAAAAAACAUCCCUCUGGAUGUAGGUUACACAUGGUGAUUGACUUGACCUCACAUUUAGCCAAAAUGCCUUGUGCUUUUCAAACCUUAAAAUGCUGCACCAUGUUGCUUUGUCUCAGAUGGCAUACUUUGCCCAUACCUUAGAACAAAUGUAAUUCGGGGGAGCAUGGUUUUCAAAGGGCCUGUUGUCUCAUCUGAGCCUCUUCGUGUACUUUGUUAACUAAGGCUGACCCACUGGGUGUGUAGACAAGAAUUGUACUGUAUGGUGGUAUGAUUUUGUUUUAAUUUUCUAGUGUACUAUGAGGAACUGUCUGGUUCCUAGAGAAAACCAGAAAGCAGGGAAAUUUUUAUUCAGUACUUUAUUGUAGCAGUAGAAGAUGAGACUGUGGGGAGGAAUAAGAAUUUAGCUGUAUAUAUUUGUCAUAAUUUUUUUUAGCCUCUACGUGGGUUUGAAAGCAGAUCUGUCACUUGCCAACCUAUUUCUAGGGCAGGUGGUGCAUGUUUUGUUUUUUUUUUAACAACACAAAAAAGGAGGCAGUUUCCUAGAAGGCAUAUCACUGGAUGCUGUCAGGUCUUCCUAUUUCCUAAAAUAGUUUGUUCAAUAAGAUCAAAGUGAUCUGGAAGCCCUUCAGGCAUUUUAAAUUUGUAGCAAAAGAAUUCAAAAGUACACUUAAAGGGGGAGGAUGGGUUGGAUUAAAACAAGAAUGAAAAAACUGCAAUCUAGAUCAAGGUGUUUUACCUGGGGCCCUGAAUUUUUUUUUUGUCUUUUAACAACUGUUUUCAAUGUAAUUGGUUUCCUUUGUACUCACAUAUAUUUUAUCAUUUACAAACGUUAUUCUAAGGAGGAGUCUGCCACACACUAAACUUAAGAGUCCCAAAUCUGGAUAGUGUCUGACACAUAAGUAGUCGUUUAAUGAAUGCUUGUUGACUGACAAAAAUCUAGUUGCUCUAAGCCUACAAAAUAUGUGAGUUAUAGAACUUCUGGUUACCUAAGGGUAGGCCAAUUCUGUUGUCUGUAUGAAAAUGGUUCACAAGUUGAUUUCCAAGGAAAUAACUACUGCUGGAGUUGGGUUAGAUAUGUCUUAAUUUUUUGGAAACUGGUGUUGUGGUUUGAUUUGGUAGGAAAAAAAGUCACCAGUAACAGGUGAGAAGUGAUCACAAUUUUUGUUCAAAUAUCAUUCUAUUUUGUUGUGAAUAGGUUUCAUAACUCUAUCAUUUGGAUAAAAUUUCAGGUACAAUGGUUUUAAAUGCCAGUUGAACUGAUCCUGAAUUGUAUCACAUGGCUAAUGUUAAAUAGUGAUUUUAUUGAUAAAUCUGUGGUGGUAACACUGUACUACUUACGAUCCCAUAUAGAUGAAUGCUACAGCAGCAGCAUUUUGUACAUAUUUCUCUGCCCUGUUUUGAACUCAAUAAAUGUUUCCUGUAUGUGUUCCUGUGAA
Molecule: messenger RNA, 4348 nt
Organism: Phascolarctos cinereus (koala)
Lineage: Eukaryota; Metazoa; Chordata; Mammalia; Diprotodontia; Phascolarctidae
Gene: HABP4
Product: hyaluronan binding protein 4
Biological process (GO): positive regulation of RNA splicing; positive regulation of translational initiation
Cellular component (GO): nucleus; cytoplasm
Molecular function (GO): RNA binding
Source: RefSeq, a predicted model, not a curated record